Messenger RNA from Phalaenopsis equestris, 1686 nucleotides. RefSeq names its product SEC12-like protein 2. Gene Ontology annotation, cellular component: endoplasmic reticulum membrane. The transcript is spliced from 11 exons. NCBI's taxonomy places the organism in Eukaryota, Viridiplantae, Streptophyta, Magnoliopsida, Asparagales, Orchidaceae. Gene Ontology annotation, biological process: protein secretion. The record is from RefSeq and is a predicted model, not a curated record. Gene Ontology annotation, molecular function: GTPase activator activity; protein binding; guanyl-nucleotide exchange factor activity. Bases 262 to 1473 code for a protein of 403 amino acids.
CGCUUCCCCUCUCCUACCUCAAAUCCUUGCCGACGUCCUUUCCGGUUUUGCCGAAAACCAUCGCCGCGACCGAAGCUUGCUCUCCGAGUCUCGGUUAGGGCUGUGAAGACUGAAGACAACAACGGGAUCACGACGUACAAAGACCUCCGAAACUCUCAUCUUUCUUCUCCUUCCGGUCCGUUUCUAACAGAAACCAUUGAGGAAGCAUCAAUCUGAUCAGAUCGCAAUCAGAUUGACAGCAGGAGCAGAGAAAGAAGAAAAAUGGCGAAGGGCAGGCGAGCAGUCCCGCCUUGUUCCAAGACUUACGGCUUGCCGCUUUACUGCGCCGCGUGGGUUCCCCUCGAUCGAAUAUUGUCCUCACCGGAUGCUGUCGCUACUGCCGAGGACGCAGUGGACAAAAAGGAGAAAGAAAGAAACACGCCAGUGACCACCCAAAACGAUGGCGCGGCUGACGUAGAUGAAGAUUUCGCCCUAUCUCCCGCUCAUAGGAACAAACUUUUGCUUGCGCUCGGUGGCGGCGGGGGCGAGGGGCGCAGCGGCGUUCCCAACGCCAUCCUUCUCACUCUCUUUGAUUUGGAAUCUCGAUCCCUCUCCGAUUAUCCGGUGCACAGGUUUGGGACGGAAGGGGAAUUACCGUACAGAAUGGCGAUGCAUCCUGGAGGUGAUGGCUUCAUUUGCUCGUUUCUAAAGAGUUGCAGGUUCUUUGAGUGGGACAUCCCCAAGGGUAUGGAUCCUAGUAAACUAGCAUUUAAAUCUUCUGGGCAUACAUUGCAGCAGCUAGAAGAUCUUCGGUCCCAAUCUGCAUUGGCCUUUAGUUCUGAUGGUUCUUUACUGGCAACUGGUGGUGAGGAUGGGCAUUUGAGAGUUUUUAGGUGGCCUAGCAUGGACAUUGUUCUUAACAAAACUGAUGCCCAUUCAACUGUUAAGCAUGUGGAUUUCAGCUCAGAUGGCAAGUUCCUUGUUUCCUUAGGAGACAAUGGCCCUUGCAAGGUUUGGGAUCUGUUAUCAUCAACUGCUUUACCAAGUCUACAAGUAGAGGAACGUUUUAAUUUCUGCAGGUUUUCUGAGCAUAAUGAUAUCCUAUAUGUUAUAGCGAGGCAUGGUGAUGUGGGAAAGAUCAUUUCUUGGAGCACCACUUCAUGGAAGAGAAUCAGUUCCAAAAAGAUUGCGCGUGACCCAAUAUCUGCAAUCAGUGUAUCACAUGAUGGCAAGCUCCUUGCAAUCGGGACCAUAGAAGGUGACAUUGCAAUCCUAACUUCCUCAGAUUUUAAGGCUCAGAUGUCAAUUAAUAAAGCACACCUCGGUCCAAUCACUGCAUUAGAUUUCUCCCGAGACUCCAGGGCUUUGGUAUCUACUUCCUUUGACUCUACUGCAAGAGUGACUGUAAUUGAGGGUAAAAAGAACAACGGGUCAACCCUGUGGCUCGCUUUCUUGGUUAUUUUACUGGCCAUUCUUUUAUACUAUAUGAAGUGAUGAGGCCCUCUGAGGAAUAAAUCACGUCAAGAAGCAGGUUCAUCAAUGAUUUUUGUUUUUUCAAAGUUUCUUACAUUUUAUUAAUGCAAGUGUUACACCUCAGUUAUACUACCGAUAUAGAAUUAGCUUGAUAUUUCAGGAUACUUGUAUAAAUGUAAUUCGAGAAUUUAAAGAAGAAAAGUUUGUUUUUGUAAUUGAUACUUGUUUAUUUGA